UCCACAGAAGAAGUGAUGCUUCGCCGAUCAGAUGUGGAAAAAGAUAUGCGAUUUCUAGGAUUGUUCCUGUUCGCAAAUGCAGUAAAGUCGGACUCUGCUGGUGUCAUCCGACAGUUUCAGGAUGCGUCUAUUUUGCCUCAGAUUAUCACGGGUGAUAACAUUUACGCUGCUGGCAGUGUCGCGGCACGAUGUGGCUUCUUUGAUGGUGAGUCUGAGCAAGACCUAAGCACCCAGGUGGACCAACUAAUGAUCCAAGAUGCCGACACCUUCUGCGAUAAACAACAUCAACUUGAUGUUUUGGCAAUUGAUGUGGUAAAUUCUAGUGAUGGAGGUAAACAACCGAGCACGACUAGUACGAGAGACGCAGCCUGUGGAGGUCGAGGUGCAGACGACUCGUUCGACACUGUUUUU
Amoebophrya sp. A25 is the source of this 411-nucleotide messenger RNA. NCBI's taxonomy places the organism in Eukaryota, Dinophyceae, Syndiniales, Amoebophryaceae. The record is from the annotation of a GenBank genome assembly.